Galleria mellonella (greater wax moth) is the source of this 5838-nucleotide messenger RNA. It is a transcript of the gene ArfGAP3, whose product is annotated as ADP-ribosylation factor GTPase-activating protein 2. The record is from RefSeq and is a predicted model, not a curated record. The coding region runs from base 30 to 1556 and encodes 508 amino acids. The transcript has 10 exons. Gene Ontology annotation, molecular function: GTPase activator activity. Lineage: Eukaryota; Metazoa; Arthropoda; Insecta; Lepidoptera; Pyralidae. Gene Ontology annotation, biological process: COPI coating of Golgi vesicle.
CAAGACAUUUACGUGACAACACGUCGAAAAUGGCUGAUACGGCCCCUACUAAAAGUGAUAUUGAAGCAAUAUUUCAAAGAUUACGUAGUAUUCCGGCCAAUAAAGUAUGUUUCGACUGCAACGCCAAGAACCCUACGUGGUCAUCGGUGACGUACGGAGUGUUCAUAUGCCUGGACUGCUCAGCUGUGCACCGCAGCCUCGGCGUACACCUCACAUUCGUGCGUUCUACACAAUUGGACACAAACUGGACAUGGAAGCAACUAAGGAAUAUGCAGUUGGGCGGGAACGUCAAUGCAACACAAUUUUUCCGCACACACGGUCUAGUGACGGAUGACGCUCGACAGAAGUACAAUUCUCGUAUAGCACAGAUGUACCGUGACAAAUUGAGUGCUGCCUCCGAACAGGCGAUGAAGACAUAUGGAACUAGAUUGCAUUUGGAUCCAGCACCAACAGAAGUCAAGGAGAAUAAGCCUGAGGUAGACUGGUUUGCAGAGCAUGGAGAUACGGGUGACACUAAUACUAACGAGCUUGUCUCACCUGCACAGAUAUCAGCACCCAAGCAGGAGCCCCUGAGCUCGGAGGCUCGUCUGUGGGACUCAGGUGUCAGCAGUGGCGGCGAUGCACCGCGGCCGUCUUCCAUCGGAGCGAGGAAACCUGCCGCUAAACGUAGUGGUAUUGGCGCCCGAAAGGGCGGUUUAGGCGCAACCAAGGUGGCUGCCAACUUCGAAGACAUAGAACGCGAAGCUAUUAUGGCGGAGAAACUGAAAAUGGAGGCGGCGGCGGGCGGCGGCGGCGGCGGCGGCGGCGGCGGCGGCGGCGCGACGCUGGAGAGCGUGGAGCAGGAGGUGGCGGCGCUGCGGCUGGCGCGCGGGGCGCCGCCCGCCGCGGCCGAGCGGCUCGGCAUCGCCGGCGCCACCAGAGUUACUCGCGCGGGCGUGUCGCACUCGGCCACGUCGGAUAUGACGAGCAUCCAGCAGGAAGGCGCGCCGCCGCCGCCGCGCGACCACCUCGACGACAUCGACGACUUCAACUCCGUCUUCACCAUGAUCAGAAAUGAACCAUACAGCAGCAGUAGAGGACUGGACUCGAUGUUGGGUGACAGUAGCCGCAAGAAUCUGAGCUCGUCGUGGGAGAACAUCGAGCCGGAGCCGCAGCGCACGGUGCAUACCAUGUUCUCGCCGGACAAGCCCGCGGCCGCCGCCGCCCCGGCGCCGGCCCGGUCGCGGCCGCGGCGGCCGGAGCCCGUGGAGGACGAGUCGGCCGUGAAGAAGUUCGGCUCGGCGAAGGCGAUCAGCUCGGCGCAGUUCUUCGGCGAGCAGGAGUCGCGGUGGGAGCGCGACUCGAACCUGUCGCGGUUCCAGGGCAGCACCAGCAUCUCGUCGGCCGACUACUUCGGCGACCGGCCGCAGCGGCCGCCCGCCUCCUUUACGGUCUCCGCACCCGAUCUGGACGAGGUGCGCGAGUCGGUCCGCGCGGGCGUGUCGCGGGUGGCGGGGCGCCUGUCGUCGCUGGCCAACGGCGUCGUGUCCUCGCUGCAGGAGCGCUACGGCUACUGAUGCACCGCGCCCGGACACCUGCCUGCCUGUAUACAUACAACAUCCAGCCUCCAGAAUGGGUCAAGUUUUUGUCGUUUUUUAUCAAUGUUCUAUACGAGGUUUGUCCGGAAAGUACGUAUAAAAGUUUUUUAAAAAUUUUAUUUUACAAUUAUUCAGGUAAAUCAAUUUUAUCCCCUUCAAAGUACUCCCCCUGUGACAUAAUGCACUUGUGCCAACGCCGUUUCCACUGUGAGAAGGCUCCUUGAAAGUCCUCUGGUUGUAGGUUUCUCAGCUGCCCCGUCGUAGCUUUUUUUAUCUCAUUUAUGUCCCCCAAAUGCCGCCCCCGAAGUACCAAUUUGGUUUUUGGGAACAAGAAGAAGUCACACGGGGCCAAAUCCGGCGAAUAGGGGGGUGUUCGGUCACCGUAAUGGAAUUUUUACUCAAAAACUCACGGAACGAUCUUGGCGCAAAUUUUUUUCAUUUGAAGUUCGUUUCUUAGAAUUUCGUGGACCACGGUUUUGCCCAAAUUAAGCUCUUCAGCCACCUGUCUGACCGUUAAACGACGGUCCCCAUUAACACAAGUUCGAAUUCUUUCCACGUUUUCGUCGGAAUGUGAAGUGGAAGGACGUCCUGAACGUGGGUCAUCUUGAACGCUUUCUCGGCCCUCUCUGAAUCUUUUUAGCCACUUGUGGACGGUUGGUUCCUUCACAGCAUCAUCCCCAUAAACUGUUCUGAGAUCGGCAAAAAUUUCACGGCCAUUCUUGCCGAGUUUCGAGAGAAACUUGAUUACGACGCGCUGCUCUUCAACGGAAGCGGGCUCCAUGCCGACGGGGUUUCGUUAAGAGGUAACUUCACAGAUGGCGUGACAAGCCAGUUCGCACCGCACGGCGGUCAGACCAGAACUGAAGCAUUGUUAGGGACAUAAGGAAGGGGUCCUGCGCUUACCUGGCCUCCCCACUCCUCUUUCUCGCAUUCCAGAACACUUUUAUACGAACUUUCCGGACAGACCUCGUAUACUUACGCAUAAAAUCUAUCUUGACAUAUUAUUUAAUAAAUAAAAUAAAAGUUUACGCAUUAAAAAGAUGCAGAAAUUAUAAGGCAAAAUAAAUAUACAAGUUAUAAAGGAAUCACUUAUUUAUCACGCAAAAUUGUAUGAAAUAGUUGACCCGUUUUUUUCGAAGCAUUUCUAUGGAGACACUACCUAUAUAGUGUAAGUCUAUACAAUACACUAGUUAUUUAUAUUAACGUUUAGUAUCGGUAUAUGUAAUUUAUAAUUGAAUACUAUGUUUUGGACUCUUCCAUGUAGAUACUUUUUACCAUAUUCUACCCGGAGUACGUGCUGUAUGAUAGCUACAGUAGUUCUUCAGGGAGACUUCAGGUUCUGUAAUUAUAAGCUACGCGUGAGCUCAGGGCCAGCGUAAUCUUUGUUGUAAUCGAGCCAGUAUACUGAAUGUGAUGUGUGGAACUACAUCUUGAAAUAGUUUUGUUACUCGAAUAUGUUCUGAUUAUACCCUCAUGAUAGAUUGUUGCCUCAGAGUAGACUGUGUAAUCCCAACAUACCAAGCUAUCUUUUCCCUUUCCAAUGAUGUAGUAGCAGGUGCCUAGAGGAACUUGAAAAGUCAAGAAAUAGGCUACUGCCUACUGUUUUUGUGGUGUUUUAAAAGGAAUACUACUGUAUUCCUUUUAAAACACCACAAAUGCCUAGCUAUAGUUGCUAACGCGCCUGCCAAACAUAGCAACCACUAGCAAACCUUAUAAGUGAGGCCUAUUUUCAGCAAUGGACUGUUAACAGCUGACAUGAAUUAAUGAAUAAGGCAGAGAAAUCAAGAUUUGCAUGCAACCAACAUGUGGUGGUAUAUUACUUGUAUCAGACUGUAUCUGUCUGUAGCAGGCACAGUGUUGCAACUAGAAUAUGCAUUGUACACGUUGCUACAUAUUAUGGCGUGUCUGCAGGGAUUAUAAUAAUAAUAAAAAAAAAACCAGUAGCAUUUUACAAGUCUCAACUGAAACGUGUCGUUUAGCCGUUUGUAGUACCAAACAGACCAUACACCAUGGCCUGAUUUUAGUGUAAUUGGCCACAACAAAAUCUAUUGUAGCUCUGUGUCAACAAAUCAUGCCAGUAUCUAUACUCAUGUACUGACUUAGUACUAACUGUACAGUAUGUUAUGGAUCCACACUAUGAAUAGUAUUAAAUUAAUCAAAAUACAAUGUAUCAAUUAAUAUAAAAGUAAAUAACUAUGUAUAUAUAACCAGCAUCGCAAUACCUGUUAGCACAUAGUCGGGCUCGAGUGUCACCCGAUCUAUCAGUGAAUGAUACUCACUGCUCAAGUAUACUGUCACCACGUUGAGCAGGCGGCUUGGUGUAGGGUUUCAACAUGACAUAAUCAAAGAAACCAUUUCACCUCGAUAUUAUGUAAACUUCAUGAAGAAAACAUGCAAGUGUCCGCUCCUUUUUCGGUGUAAGGUUUUAUUUCUAGUUUUCUUUCUCCUUCACUGGUGCAUUGUACUUUGUUGUUGUGGACUGUUCUGACGACACUCGAAGAUAAGUGGUGAGAUUGUGUUUUUACUGUGUUACCCUGUGGAAAAUUAUAGAAUAGUUGGGACCAAUUAUGAGUAACAUCCCGAACUUUUGUAUCAUGGAGUUCUUUUUGUUUCGCUGUAAUUAUUUUUAUUCGAAUUGUAACGAACGCUUCACAUAUGGAAUCCUCAUGAUUGGGCCCCAGCUCAGUAUAUAUGUUAUUAUUAAUAACAUCGAUAAUACGUAAUUGACGAGCAGUGGUCUUUGUAAAAUUAUCAAUACUUGACUGAUGUACUACCGCUACAUCACUGUCGCUGCUAAUCAAGCAAACGCCACCAACGAUUGCCGAUUGUUCUGCUAACACAGAACGACACACGAAUUAGUCUAACAAAACUGUAAAUAUUGUAAUAUGUAGUUUGUUUGGAAGAGAUUGCUUAGCGAUAAGGCAGCCUUUUGUAUCACUACGCAUUAAAAUUUUACUGUAUUUUUUCUUUUUGUAACUGGUGCAAUCAAGUGUAAAAUAAAUAAUUAAAUAUACAUACUUGUUUCAAAAUAGGGUAAAUUUAUUGGAACAAGUAGGAUUAUUCUUGAAACAUCUCCCUACUUAUUUAGGCUGUACGAUUUGGCUUCAACGGAUCCAUUCCAUUGUAUUUCGACUUGUUUUUCCAAAAACUAUGUUUCAUAAGGAGAAAUAAAACAUGGUUAUUACGAUAUCGAAGUUUCUUCAAAGCCCUAGUUUUGUUUUACAAAUUACUAAGUUUUAUGUUAGUUAAGAUAGUUUACAGCAUUUAAUUUUUAUAAAUGAUUUAUUUAUUUGUGUAGAAUCGUAUAUUUUUUGUAGUGGUUGCGGCGCGGCGGCGCGGCGGCACUGCACACGAUGGACUGUAGACAUAAAUUUGUUGUAUUCGUGAGCGCGCCGCAUGCCUCAUGUCUGAUGCUUGACAAUUGUAAUAGGUUAAGUAGGUGGAGUUGAUUAGUCGCCGGGACGCAGCAGAGGUUGCCUGCCUCCAGCCUGCAGUCGUAGCGGUGACGUUGUUGUGACGGCCGCGGUGUCGGCGGGGCGGCUCGGCCGCGCCCUCCGUUAUGAUCAAAUAAUGAUCGGCUGAAAUUCUAUUAGGAUCGAUUUUUGAUGAAUAUUUCCACUCUUUAUAUAUAGUUCAGUAUCACUGUUGAUAACAGUUCAGUGUAUGAGGUGUGUCACGAUCAAAACUCUUAACCGGGGCAAAAGUAUAGACAUUUUUAGAUUUUUUUUUAUUUGCUUAAAUUGUGCUCUUUCCGUUCAUAAACUUUUCAAGUAUCUACCGACAUCUGAUUAAGUCGAGAUGCAUACAAUGUAAACAGUGACAAUGACCUGUCACAAUUAACUAAUCAUGGGCCUGAACGGUCAUCAAUAAUAAAAUGUAUAAAAAGCUUUUAUUUUAAAUGGUUUAAACUUAUUGUUAAAUGCAAAUAACAGUAAAAUGUUUCCUUAGUAUUUUUGCAGUCGGUCAAAAGCUUUUUUUUUUUCAUAUAAUAAUACUUUGCCUUAACCGGUCGAGAGUCUUGACUGCCACAUAUACACAUAUAUAUGUAAUUAUUAAAGAUAUACUAGACCGGGCGGCGCGACUGAGCGCGGACCACAAUAGGAUCUUGUUUAAUUCAAUAUUAAAGUAUUUUGUAAUAUUAUAUAAUUUUAUGACUUUUUCAAAACAACUGUGCGAAAUCGCGUCGCGCGUUGAGUUUGUAUAGACAAAUUGUUUUGAUUAGAUAUUAAUUAUUGAUAUAAAUAUAUAAAAUUAUAUUUGC